GUUUAAUAGUACAUGUAUAUUAAUGCAUAAAUCGAAUACAGGUAAACAUGCAUUAUAACGAUUGCAUUUUCAUAAUUAUAGCGAUUGAAUUUCAGUUCGUUUUGGCUUGGGAUUUAUCAAGAACAGUGGAAAUAGUAUCACAGACAUGCGGAUCCAGCGUUAACCUUCACUCUGUGGAGUCCGUUGAUAUCUCCUAUACAGGCGGCCAAGUGUCCCCACAUCUGGACGAGGACUGCUUUGUCAAAAAAGAUAACAAAGACCCUCUCGUGGAAACAAUGUGCUUCGAUGUGAUUUCGAUGGAUAUCAAAACGUGUGAAACUGCUGUUAGUGUCUCCAGUGGAGUCGGUUUAUUAUUGGACCCAGUGAAGUCGUGGAGUUGCUAUCAUUCUGUGUGCUGUGAUUGGUGUGGAAAGCAGAAGACGAGCUUUUUGUACGUGAAGGUCUCCACGAGCAACCUAUACCCAAAGGCCAAUGUCACGUUGCGUGUCUACCUAAAGACGUUGCAUGGCGGUACGCCGUUCUCGCCAGAUACAAGUGAGUCCACCUCUGGUGACGUAUCUUCGGGUGUGAUAGUUGGUAUAGUUGUGGUGCUGAUAUGUUUAAAUGUUGCUGGAUUAACUUUUUGGGUACGAAAGAGGAGGCAACGCCGUAGCCGCCAAUUAAGCGUCACCAUUGACUCACAGCCACAAAGGACGAUAGAAUCCGUUCAACCAACAGUCCAGCCCUCCUGCACCACAGGAUACAGUCUAGUACCAGACUUCGACCCACACAGUCUACACGUCGACUCUAUAAGUCCACUAGCUACUCCAGACAUGCAAUGUGCUAGUCAACAAAUGCCGCGCAACAGUCCACAAAUGCCGCGCAAUAGUCCACACAUGCCCCGGAGUAGUCCACACAUGCAGCGCGCUAGUCCACAAAUGCCGCGCAAUAGUCCACACAUGCCCCGGAGUAGUCCACACAUGCAGCGCGCUAGUCCACAAAUGCCGCGCAAUAGUCCACACAUGCCGCGGAGUAGUUCACACAUGACGCGCAGUUAUCCAUCUGCCCCACCAAUGGAAGUUUAUUCAAGAACAACGCAACUGCAUGACGAGGACGAUUCUGCUCCACCUUCGUACGAAGAAUAUAUGAGAACUGCGAAGGAGAAUUAGAAUAAUUUCUCUCAGAUUAAAAACUACCCUUUUUCGUCACCAGUCGCAUGAACGGGGAAGUGUGAACAAACCGGACUUAAAGCUGCACUCUCACAUAUUGACAGAUAUGACAACUAUUUCAUUUUUUUGUUGUCUCAGAAUCAGCUGAUUUUGGCAUCAAUGUUUUCAAAUCAGUCAAAGGAUAAAACACAAUAAAACAAAUUUCAAUUGUUUGGAACAAUGCCGAUAUUUUAAAUGUUAGUUUCUCUUUAAGCCAUAAAGCAUCAGUUUCCGAACGUAAAUAUGAACAACUGCGAACUGAUCUUUUAUCAGCAGUCAUAUAUCGCAUGUUUGAAGACAUUUACGCAAAAUUUUGGUUAUUCCAAGACAAAAAAUAAAAAGUUGGUCUACAUGUGAGAGUGCAGCUUUAAAUAUUGGAUUAAAAUGGUUUAGGGGCAGGGCCUCCUCCUUUUUACUUCUAUAAUUUUGAAAAAAAAAUAAAAAAAAAAUCAACAUUUAAAUCUCGGGACCAGUAUAAACUAUUGUAUGAUUUUAGCUGUCAUUUGCAUUGCAUUUUUUUUUCUUGGAAAUAUUUGGUAAAUCUUUUUAUGUACCUAGUUAAAAUAUAAUUUUAUUAUGUCAUAAUUCGGUGACCUCAUACAUUGUCCUACAAAAGAUCAUGUUUUUCACACACACGUCCGGCAUGCAAGAAGCUCAAUAUAGAAAUACAAGAUUUAACAACAAUCUUGCCCUUAACCACUGGCACCGGAUUUUUAAACUCAAACAUUUUAUUUUUAAAUAUUAAAAAAAACCUCGUCAAACUGUAUUACUGGUGUGACAAUAGCCAUGUACAAUACAGCCGGGAGAAACAAUAUCAAGACCACCCGUUUUGCAAGCCAUUCCAAUGAAAAUAGUUCAAUGUUGUUGUUGUUGUUGUUGUUGUUGUUGUCGUUUUGAUUAUUAAAUAUCAGCUAUUAUUUUAUACAAUUGUAUGUUGUCGGUUACAUUUCUGUUAGAACAAAUACUCAAUUGCAGAAUUUACUGAUGCUUUUUAAUCGUAAUGAAUCAUUAUUUAAAAUGUAAAUGUACGUUCAAGAAAUUUUCUCGGGUGCCCUACUGCGUUCAUAUAGUAUAAACUCAAGAUAAUAAUAAAAAUAUAUCAAUCCUUAAAUAUAUUCAUUAUAUACGUAUCGUUAACCUGCGGACAAUAGAUAUCGCAAGAUGCGCUUGUCAGCAUUCCACUUGGCAAUACGGCCGCAUUCCACUUUGCUGACGUCACGUCAUAACACAUUACUGCGCUAUGUUAAGAUGACGUCAGAAAACAAAGUAGUGCGUAAUUUAAAUGUUAUUGAGUAUGUAAUAAUGUGACUUAAACCAGUAAUAAAUAUAACAAAAUGGUUAUUAGAACUGCGUUUUGAUCCGAAGGGUUGUGUUCGAAUUUACGGAUAUUUUGCAGAUUUUGCAAAAUUGCAAUUGAGUUGAAUACAUUACAACCUUCCAGAUAAAAAAGCUGUAUUAAUUACUCCAUUAGACUUGUUUCAUUUUUUGUUCUUUUUCCAGUAUUGUUGAUGUAUGUAAAGUAGUUGUUGUUCAUUCCAGUUACUUUUUUAGACAACUUAUAAAUAUAUUUCAUUUUAAACAAUGCUGUACCGUGGUAAAGUUUAUAUAGUAUAUAUUACUAUGGACUAUUAUUCUGUUAUUCUCUACAGUUGAUUUAUGUUUUUGCCAUAUUUAUGUUGUUAAUGGCUAAAGGCUAUUUUAUGCCGAACUGCUAAUAAAAUUUGAAACUUCAAACUUGUUGUUGUUGUUUUAUAGAAAUUAAUGCUCGGAAUACAAUUACAAAUUUCUUCAA
Mya arenaria is the source of this 2979-nucleotide messenger RNA. RefSeq lists its product as uncharacterized. The transcript has 6 exons. Bases 48 to 1148 code for a protein of 366 amino acids. The record is from RefSeq and is a predicted model, not a curated record. NCBI's taxonomy places the organism in Eukaryota, Metazoa, Mollusca, Bivalvia, Myida, Myidae.